CUGGAACAACCCGCGGGAGAUCAGGGUCUGCUCAGAAGAGUGGCUUUACUGUGCAGUCCGGGAAAGCGGCACUGACCCUUCCUUUUUACCCCAGCAGUAUGCCUCUCAGUUCCUGCUGAGGAAACGCCGAGCAAACUCUUUCAUGGAAGAAAGUAAGAAGGGAAAUCUAGAAAGAGAAUGCAUUGAAGAAUUAUGCAACCGGGAAGAAGCCAGGGAAAUCUUUGAAAAUAAUCCUGAAACUGAAUAUUUUUAUCCCAAAUAUUUAAGCUGCCUUGCCUCCCAUCGAGCAGGGGUGUUCAGGGUGGCUGCAGUCACUCCAGACUCUCCAGCUGACCUGAGGGCUUGUGUCAAGGAAAUUUCAAACCAGUGCAGCCCCCUGCCGUGCCAUAAAGAUGGAUAUAAGGAUUGCAUAGAUGGACAAGCCAAGUAUACCUGUGUCUGUAAAGCAGGAUGGAGAGGAGAGAACUGUGAGGAAGAUAUUAAUGAAUGUGAAGACUUCAAUGGAGGUUGCAGCCAGCGCUGUUCCAAUUUCCCUGGGAGCUUCCGCUGCCUGUGUGAAGAUGGCUACUUCAUGCAUUCCAACAAGCGGGAUUGUGGAGAUAUAAAUGAAUGUGUGCUACAUCCAAACAUCUGUGGGACAGCCAUCUGUAAAAACACCCAGGGGAGAUAUGAGUGUGAAUGUCCAGAAGGCUACACAUAUAAUUCAACUUCCAAAAACUGUGAAGAUAUUGAUGAAUGUGCUGAAAAUAUUUGUGCUCAGCUCUGUGUGAACUCACCAGGAAGUUACAGCUGCUAUUGUGAUGGCAAGAAAGGGUUCAAGCUCUCUAAGGACAUGAAGAAUUGCGAGUCUGUUACUGAGUGUAUCCCACUGAAUCUUGAAAAGAAUUAUCAACUGCUUUACCUGGCAGAGCAAUUUAUAGGAAUUCCCGUUCUCUACUUAAAGUUCAAACUGCCAAAUGUUACAAGAUUUACAGCAGAGUUUGAUUUCCGGACAUAUGACACAGAGGGGGUUAUCCUGUAUGCAGAAUCCCUGGACAGCUCAGCAUGGAUUUUGCUUGCUCUUCGGGAUGGAAAGAUUGAGAUUCAAUUCAAGAAUGAGUUUGGAACAAAAGUCACCAGUGGAGGCAAAGCCAUUAAUGAUGGACUGUGGCAUAUAAUAUCAGUCGAAGAAUUAGAACACAGCAUCAGUGUAAAAAUAGCUAAAGAGGCUGUGAUGAGUAUUAACAGCCCAGGAACUCUGUUCAAACAGUCCCAGGGUUUCUUGGAAACCAAGGUGUACAUUGCAGGAUUACCUCGCAGAGUGGGCGGUGCUCUUGUUAAACAGAUUAACCCUCGUCUGGAUGGUUGUAUCCGGGCCUGGAACCUGAUGAACCAGGGACAUUCAGGAGUAAAUGAAGUUAUUCAAGAAAAACAAAGCAAACACUGCUUAGUAGCAGUGGGGAGAGGAUCCUUCUACCCUGGCACUGGAAUGGCAGCAUUCCAGAUAAACUAUAAUAAUCUUGACAGUGCUGAAGACUGGCUAAUAAAUGUGACUCUGACUAUUCGCCCAUCCACAGACACUGGUGUUAUGUUUGCCUUGGUUUCUAAUGAAACAGUGCCUCUUGCAUUGUCCAUAGUGGACUCUAACUCCUCUGACUCACAGAAAAUCACUGUGACCAUUGGGAACAUCACUGUUGCACAGCUGGAAUCAAAGAAGUUAUGUACCCCCAGAAAAGUGCAGGUUGGACUUCUAGUGACCAAACAGGAACUUGAACUAGCUGUUGAUUCACACACAGACAGAAGCAAUUCUGAGCAGCUCUCAACUCUCAAGUGCCUCUUGUUUCCUCCAGUCAUUUCAGCUUUGGAGGUAGCCAGCUUUUCAACAGUAGCAUUAUUUGGACAUUAA
This is a messenger RNA of Cyanistes caeruleus (blue tit), 1885 nucleotides long. RefSeq names its product protein S (gene PROS1). Gene Ontology annotation, molecular function: calcium ion binding. The record is from RefSeq and is a predicted model, not a curated record. Lineage: Eukaryota; Metazoa; Chordata; Aves; Passeriformes; Paridae. Gene Ontology annotation, cellular component: extracellular region.